Molecule: messenger RNA, 1754 nt
Organism: Syngnathoides biaculeatus (alligator pipefish)
Lineage: Eukaryota; Metazoa; Chordata; Actinopteri; Syngnathiformes; Syngnathidae
Gene: blnk
Product: B cell linker
Exons: 22
Coding region: 332-1735 (467 amino acids)
Biological process (GO): intracellular signal transduction; cell surface receptor protein tyrosine kinase signaling pathway
Source: RefSeq, a predicted model, not a curated record
UUACACGUCACUGUGGUGGUAAAGUUAGCUUGUAGCAACGUCUCCCGAUGCGGAAGUCUACAAGGAAGGACGAAAAAUUUCUGACAAUUUUUAAGAAAUGAAAGUAGCGAACGGAAUUUAUAUUAACGAAACGGAGUAAAAGUACCUUGACUAAUCUGCGUAAACACUCCAGGAAAUUACAAAGGUGGAACGGUGAUCCAGCAGUUGAGCAUGGCCUCACAGUUCUGAGGACUGGGGUUCAAAUCCCAGCCCCACCUGUGUGGAGUUUGCAUGUUACCCCGGUGGGUUUUUUGUGAGCAGUCUGCUGUACUCCCAUAUCCCAAAAACAUGCAUGCUUCAAAAGAUUACUCAGGACAUCCAAAAAAAUGAUGACAGCUACCUGAAUAAACUAAAAAGAUUGAAAAGCAAACCAGCUCCAGAAGUACCUGUGAGAGACUACAGAGAUGAGGUGAUGGUGGAUAUGGAGGAUUUUUCUGGAAUGGAAUAUGAUCAUGAUACGUAUGACAAUGCACUGCAAGAGCACGACAUCAACUAUGAGCCGCCUCCCUGCUGCAAAGUCUUCACCAGAACCCCUUCGUCAUCUUUCCUAACAGGGGAUUACCUUGACAGCUGCCUUAAUGAACGAAACCUGGAACACAGAAAGGCCUUCAAAUGGGGCAAAGAAUCUCGACAACUGCCCUCAGAGCCCUCCCAUGUGAACAGUAAUGAAGAAGACUAUAUCAAUCCAGAUGGCAGUAAUGAGGAUAGCAACUAUGUAGAACCUGCAGAGAACUUCGCUCCUAUUAUCCGAGUUUGGGUUGCAGGACCAGUUGUUUUACCAAGGACACCCAGUCUUCCCUUUCCCCAGCCACUUCAUGCCGGUCUUCUGGGGGGAUCCCAUGAAGUUCACAGGCCAACCGAGAGACAAAAUUUGUAUGAAGUGACAAAGAAAGAGGAUACCAUGUUAAGACAUGUUUCAGCAAACAGAGCAAAAAUGGGGAGAUCAUGCGACACUGACCAGCAGGCUGAAAGUGACUCAAGAUAUGAAGUGUGGAAUCAUGACAAUAAGCAACCUCCUCCAUUCCCACCUAAACCUUUGCCAAGAGGGUCGCCGAACUCUCCCUUUAAACUGGCACAAGAUGUAAAGCAGAGAGACUGUGAUCGACAAACGCAUCCAAUGACUUCUCCUGAUCUCAACUCACAUCCUCCAAAAUCCUUCACUCUGGACAAACAGACAAAGAUACCUCUUCCAAAUGUUACCUUCUCCAAACGAACCAGCAGUGAGUCUGUUGAAAAUGGGGCCACAGAUCAAGACAAGGAUGCAGAUGUCUAUGGGAAGCCAUGGUUUGCUGGGGAAUGUGACCGCAAGACUGCUGACCAGUUGUUGUUUCACGCAAAUAAAGAUGGGGCCUUCAUGGUGAGGAAAAGUUCAGGACAGGACACAAAUCAGCCCUAUACGUUGGUAGUUUAUAAUAAGGGGAGAGUGUACAACAUCCCAGUCCGGUAUAUACACACAAGGCAGCAGUAUGCACUGGGAAGAGAGAAGAAAGGAGAAGAGUUUUUCCACAGCAUCUCUCAAAUCAUCAAGAACCACCAGAAGAACCCUCUGGUCCUGAUAGACAGCAAGAGCAACAGCAAAGAUGCUGCCCACCUGCGUUUUCCUAUGAAACAACCAACAACUUCUGGACAUCAAGGCCACAGUUUAGAUGCAUUCUCGCCUAGGUGUAAUGCCCACAUGGUCAAUUUGUGGCACUAAAUUAGCAAGACUCAGAAGA